Molecule: messenger RNA, 2115 nt
Organism: Purpureocillium lilacinum
Lineage: Eukaryota; Fungi; Ascomycota; Sordariomycetes; Hypocreales; Ophiocordycipitaceae
Cellular component (GO): cytoplasm; ubiquitin ligase complex
Molecular function (GO): protein binding
Source: RefSeq, a predicted model, not a curated record
AUGGUGCUCCGCAAGCACGAGCUCGAGGGCAAGCUCGGCGAGGAGAGCGCCCUCAUCAAGAGCGGCGUGCUGCGCGACGAGAACCCCCUCGACCAGAGCCCCGAAUUCCAGGAUUUCCUCCUCGCCUGCCGUCACGGCGACCUGCGCAAGUGCCAGGAGCUCAUCGGCCUGGGCGUCAACAUCAACGGCAAGGACAAGUUUGACUACACGCCGCUCAUCAUCGCCAGCUUGUGCGGACACUAUGAACUUGUUCAAUUGCUGCUAGAAUCUGGAGCCUUGGCCGAGAGGAACACCUUCCAGGGCGAGCGCUGCAUAUACAACGCCCUUAAUGACAGAAUACGAAACCUCUUGCUUCAGUAUGACUUCUCCAAGACGUCUGACCCUUACGUCUAUUGGUCGACGCACAUCUCCAGCCUCUUGACGCGAACUCUGCCUCAAACCUCUGACAUCACUCUGGUGGCCGGCGACCGGGAAUUCAACCUGCACAAGUUCCUCCUCGCCUCGCGCACGCCCUACUUCCGGAGCAGGCUCGAGGCCCAGCCCGAGACGGCGACAUGGAACCUGGCGCCCACCAUCCCCGUCGAGGCCCUUCAAAUUGCCCUGCGGUACGUCUACCUGGGCGACCUGCCGCGGGACAUUGUCCCCGCCGGGAGCCCCAUCUCCGAGGAAGACGUCGCCAAGGGCCUCGACAAGGUCAGCAAGCAGCUGGAGGUGGAACAGCUGUGGGAGGCCAUCAUGGCCGGCGGCGACCGCAGGCUCGCGCGCCAGCGGUUUCAGGACGAGGAGGAGCGAGCGCUGGGCCAGAUCCGCGAUUUCUUCCGCAGGCAUGUGCUCGGCGGGAAGAUGGUGGUCGACACGGAGCGCGCAGGCGACAUCAAGUGGAGCUACGACAACUCGGCCUUUGCCGACGUGCUGCUGAGAGCAGACGAGCUCGACGAGGAUGACGACGAGGGUGCGGCCGCGCAGGCGACGCCGACGCUUAACGGCCAGGGCAUCCCGAUCGGGACCGCGUCAGGCGGCAAGAAGCCCCGGAAAUCGGCCUUGUACCCCGUGCACAAGGCCAUGCUCAUCCGCAGCGAGUACUUUGACAAGAUGUUCUCGGGCGACUUUGUCGAGUCGCGGCGGUCGGAGCACCUCCGCGUGAUCAAGAUUGACUGCUCGCCCGCCGUGCUGGAGCUGGUCCUGACGUUCCUCUACACCGAGAACACAAACUGCCCGCUCGAGCACGCGCUCGACCUCCUCUACGCCGCCGACAUGCUUUUCCUCGACAGCCUCAAGAGCAAGGCCGCCGUGGCCAUUAGCACGCUCGGUAGCGGCACGCGCAACGCCCUCGUGGACCGCACCCACGCGCACGCGUCCGCCAACGGCGACGCCAACCUCAACGUCAACGGCGACACAGGGAAGCUCCAGAACGGCGGUGCUGGCACACCAGGCGUCAACGGGGCUGACAUGGCCGCAACGACGACGACAACCCCGCCUCCCGCUCCGGAGAUGGAGCCCAUCAACAUCUACGACGUCAUCCACGCGGCGUGGGACCUGCGCGUGCAGCGCCUCGAGGAGUUCGCCGCGCGGUACCUCGCCACGCGCCUCGAGGACUACAUCGACGACCCGGACUUCCAGGAGCUCAUCCGCGAGAGCGCCUCGCGCAUCCACCGCCGCGAGGAGACGGACACCAUCGAGCUGCUCGACGACAUCCGCUACUACCUCUCGGAGCGCUUCCGCCUGCGCUUCGAGGACACGGGGCUCGACGAGGUCAUGCCGGAUGACGACGGCGAGAUCGACCCCGCCAUGGCGGCUGCGCUGGCGGACCGCAGCGCCGAGAUGGCCGACGCCGCCGCUGCUGCCGCCGCCGCCGCAACCACCACCGACACAACCCAGGACGGGCUCGACGCCAAGCCCAAGCCCGCGCAACAAUCCAACGGCACAGCCGUGACCGAGCCCGCCCAAGCCCAAAUAGCGGAGCAAGAAGGUUACCACGUAGCAGCAGACGACAACGCGAUGCGCACGCUCGACGGCGCCACGGCCGAGGACGAGUUCGCGUCGGAUGCCAUCAACUACCAGAUCCUGCUGGGCAAGAUUGACGCGAUGCUGGACCGUCUCAAGCUCGAUGCGUAA